Molecule: messenger RNA, 1037 nt
Organism: Solanum lycopersicum (tomato)
Lineage: Eukaryota; Viridiplantae; Streptophyta; Magnoliopsida; Solanales; Solanaceae
Product: bifunctional monodehydroascorbate reductase and carbonic anhydrase nectarin-3-like
Biological process (GO): one-carbon metabolic process
Molecular function (GO): zinc ion binding; carbonate dehydratase activity
Source: RefSeq, a predicted model, not a curated record
AAGGAUCUAUAAAUUUACUGAGUUUCCUCAUCAACUCCCAAAAUAUAUGAACAGUUGAAGAUAUAAUAUGAAUAUGGCAACAAUAAUCAAAAUCUUCUUCUUUUCUUUUCUUUUCCAUUCAAGUGAAUUUCUUGCAAGAUCUCUAGAAGUUGAUGAUACGAGUGAUGAAUUUAGUUAUGAUCAAUACGCGAAUAAUGGACCAGCUAAAUGGGGAGAAAUAUCGAGUAACUGCAAUGGAAAUUUACAAUCUCCAAUUGAUCUUGAUAACAAAGUGGUUGAAGUUGUAUCAAAUUUAGGAAUUCUUCAAAAAUACUACAAACCAUCCAAUGCCACUCUUGUGAAUAGAGGACAUGAUAUAAUGUUGAGAUGGGAUGGUGAUGCAGGAUACUUGAAGAUAAAUGAAACUCAAUAUCAACUCCUACAAAUUCAUUGGCACACACCUUCCGAACAUAGUAUCGACGGUAAAAGAUAUGAUAUGGAGGCUCAUUUGGUACAUAUGAGCAGUGAUGGAAAAAUUGCUGUCAUUGCAAUCCUCUACGAAAUUGGAUUAUUGCCUGAUGAUCUCCUGACCAUACUAGAGGGUGAUUUAAUAGCUGUUGCUGAUAAAAAAGGUGCAGAAAAACCCAUGGGAAUUAUUGAUCCAAAUAUAAUAAAAUUGGAUGUUAAUAUAUAUUAUAGAUAUAUUGGCUCCCUAACUACCCCUCCUUGCACUCAAGGUGUUGUUUGGACUAUUGAUGGAAAGGUUAAUAGUGUAACAGCAAGACAAAUAAAACUGCUCCAAGAUGCUGUUGUUAACGGGUUCGAAUCUAAUGCCAGACCAGUUCAGCCAUUAAACGAACGUUCUAUCAAACUAAACAAAUCUUGUUAUUUUCAUUGGCUGACUACAUGAACUUCAACAUUCAAAUUAGAACAUAAGUAGUACGAAGCAAAUAUUAUCUAUUUAGAACAUAAAUUAUAUUACUGCUACUUCACGAGGCAAUUUAUAUUCAAUGUCGAUUUAUAAUGAAAGUAAAAAAUCAUACAUGUGUUGCUACUGA